Messenger RNA from Exophiala aquamarina CBS 119918, 1614 nucleotides. RefSeq lists its product as uncharacterized. The record is from RefSeq and is a predicted model, not a curated record. Gene Ontology annotation, molecular function: NADP binding; N,N-dimethylaniline monooxygenase activity; flavin adenine dinucleotide binding. The coding region runs from base 1 to 1614 and encodes 537 amino acids. Lineage: Eukaryota; Fungi; Ascomycota; Eurotiomycetes; Chaetothyriales; Herpotrichiellaceae. The transcript has 3 exons.
AUGGGGAAAACAAAGCCUGAAAGCAGGCACAUUUUUUGUUUGAUUGUUGGUGGUGGCUUGUGUGGUAUAUCCUUGGGGUUCCAGAUCAUCAGCACAAAGACUUUGCAUCAUGACGAAUUCCUCAUUCUGGACAGAAAUGAGGACUAUGGAGGCGUAUGGGAAAGUAACAAGUAUCCCGGAGCUGCCUGCGACAUUCCAAGCCACGCAUAUCAGAUGAGAUUGUUCUUGAACCCCACCUGGUCCAAACGACUUGCAGAAGGGAAAGAAAUCCAGCAAUACUACUCCCGGAUGGCUGAGGCUCGCGGGCUACGUCGCAGCACCAUGUUCGGCGUCGAGGUUCUUUAUGCAAAAUGGAACGAAGAGAUCUUACUGUGGGAGGUCCUCGUGGAAGAUAGGCAGACUCACCAACGCACCAGAUGGCUGGCGAACGUUCUCUUUGACAACGGAGGCGGCUUCCAUCGACCAAAGUAUGCCAAAAUUCCCGGACGAGACAAUUUCAAGGGGGAGCAGGUACACACCGCGGAGUGGCGGGACGACCUCGACCUGAAAGACAAGCGAGUGGCUCUUAUCGGGACUGGGCCGAGUGCAGCUCAAGUUGCUCCACGCAUCCAACCCUUGGUCAAACAACUCUACGUUUUCCAACGGAGCUCUGGCCAUGUCCUUCCCAGAAACAACCAGGUCAUCCCAACUUGGAUGAAAGCGUUGUUUGGGUGGUGUUACCCAGUCUUGUGGUUGUACCACGUCUGGUGGUUCAUAUUCUUUGAUCAGACAAAGACGAUGUGGAUGGAGGGAACCAAGGAGAAUCAAGCAAUGCACGACGCCAAUAUUGCCUUUCUGGAUGAGCAAGUCAAAGAUCCAGAGGUACGCGAGAAGCUGCGACCCCGAGCAGCGUUUGGUUGUAAGCGAGUCUUGUUCCUGGACGAUUGGUAUUCAUUGUUCAAUAAGCCGAAUGUUGAACUCAUCACCCACAAGCCGGUUCGGCUCACUGAGACGGGAAUCGUCUCCAAGCCCACCGAAGACAUGACCGAGGACGAACGAGCAGAACAGCCCACUGGAGCCUACCUUAAAAGGACCGACCAUGAAGAUCAUGGCGAGACCACUCGACAAAUUGACGUCAUCGUAUGGGGAACGGGAUUCGACAUGAACGACUCAGGAGGCCAUUUCCAGGUCUACGGUGUCGGCGGUAUCAACCUUUCCCAGACAUGGAAGGACUACCCACAAACGUACUGGGGAAUCGCAGUGACCAAAUUCCCCAACUUCUUCCUGGUCCUGGGUCCCAACUCGGUGAACUACUGGUCGAACGUGACCACCGUGGCGGAAAUCCAGAUCAACUGGCACUGCAAAAUGCUAAGACACAUCAAGCGCCAGUGCCAGACUCAGCGAUACGCUUUGUACCCGCGAACGGACGUCCAAGAAGAGUAUAACAACUGGCUCAAAAACAAUCGAGGCAAACCUGCUUUCCUGGCUCCUGGGUGUGCCACAUACCAUGUAACCCCGUCAGGAGCAACACCAAUGUACAACCAUUACCGAAUUUUCCAUACUGCCUGGAAACUGCUCUGGCCAACGCCGGGUGAAUUUACCGAGACCCGAAGGGCGCUCACACCUUCGGUAUAG